AUGUCAAAUGACAAGUGGUUCGAGAUGAACCAAAGCACCCAGAAGCUGAUCGGCGAACCACCAAAGCGCAAGAUACCCUGGGGCUCCAUUCUGGCGGUGGUCCCGACGCUCCUCUUGGUCGUGCUUUUCAUCCAAAACAUCGUCUUCUUCCUCUUGAACAGGCCUCAGGACAUCGUCAAAGAGAUGGGCGCGCUGGUGGCGACUUUGCCCAACAGCAUCCCGGACCGCAACUGCACCGACUUAGCCUGCCACUGGGCGGCGCUGCAGACCGCAUUAGCACAGCUGAAUGCAAGUCACGCCGCGAUUUCCAGCGACCUGGAGAAGAGUCAGACCGCAUUCGCAAGGCUGAAGGCAGGUCAGGAGGCAGGUCAGACGGCAUUGGCAGAGCUGAAGGCAGGUCACAACGCGAGUCAGAGCCUGCUGGCCAAAGUCUGGCAGGAGAUUAGCAGCGACAAAGGGCUUCUGAGUCAGACACUGAAAGACCUGAAGACGGACUACAAGAGCAUGUCUCAGGAGCUGUCACAAGAGAACAAGAACUUCAGUUGGGCUUUGUCCAGCCUGCAGCAGAAGGUGGUGGAUCAGCCCACACUUAACAGGGAACUCAGAGCUCUCAUGGCCAGAGACUGCAGUCAGGUCAUGGCGGCGGGAAAGUCCCAAAGUGGAGUCUAUACCAUCUUUAGCGGGUCCAACAGCUUCGAGGCUUACUGCAACAUGCGGCAGGACGGGGGAGGCUGGACCGUGAUCCAGAGGAGAAAGGACGGCUCCGUCAACUUCUUUCGGGAUUGGAACGACUAUCAAACCGGCUUUGGAGACCUCGCCGGAGAGCACUGGCUCGGCCUGCAAAACAUCCACGCUCUGACGGCCUCGGGCGGUUACCAGUUGCGGAUCGACAUCACCGAUUACGACGGCCGCACUUACUACGCUCUCUAUGACGACUUCUCGGUAGGCCGGAACUCGCUGGACCCCGAGAAGGACGGCUACCCGCUGCUUGUGAGCGGCUACUCUGGAAACACAGGCGAUCAAUUCACCUACCAUUCUGGGAUGAAGUUCACCACCAAAGACCGCGACCAAGACAAGAGGUCUGCAGAGGCUGAUAACAAUUGCGCCAAUAUGCACAAGGGCGGUUGGUGGUACAACAACUGUCACGGAGUCAACCUGAAUGGGCCGUACAAGGACCAUUCCGGGACCAGUGACGACGGCGUGACCGAAGGAGCAUCUGGACAUUCACUUCCACUUGAUCCAUUUGCUCCGAGGUGGGGCAAACUCACCGAUGGGACGCCGGCGGCGAUGGGGAUCAUCAACAGGGACAACAUUCGCAUGGCGUUUGUCACCACCUUGUGGACAGACAACAGACACGUUGGACCUCUGGAGGGAAAACAGCUGAACAAGAAGAAGAUGACGAUGAUGAUGACGACGUUAGACAUGAUCGGCCGUCAAUCGCAUACCUCCACGAUGAACAGAUUGGUCAGUCCAAGGGCAAGCGGCAGAAGCCACGUGGAGUCAGGUGACGUCAGGUCGGGGAACCACAGAGUGCCCCCUGUGGCCAAAGAGGCGUGGAGCACUGAAAUGAAAACUGUGCUUCAACACGUGCGGAACUCCUAG
Messenger RNA from Syngnathus acus (greater pipefish), 1602 nucleotides. Its product is annotated as fibrinogen C domain-containing protein 1-like. Lineage: Eukaryota; Metazoa; Chordata; Actinopteri; Syngnathiformes; Syngnathidae. The record is from RefSeq and is a predicted model, not a curated record. The transcript is spliced from 9 exons. The coding region runs from base 1 to 1602 and encodes 533 amino acids.